Messenger RNA from Hordeum vulgare subsp. vulgare (domesticated barley), 824 nucleotides. RefSeq names its product 40S ribosomal protein S14-like. NCBI's taxonomy places the organism in Eukaryota, Viridiplantae, Streptophyta, Magnoliopsida, Poales, Poaceae. Gene Ontology annotation, cellular component: cytosolic small ribosomal subunit; ribosome. The transcript is spliced from 6 exons. Gene Ontology annotation, molecular function: structural constituent of ribosome; small ribosomal subunit rRNA binding; mRNA 5'-UTR binding. Gene Ontology annotation, biological process: maturation of SSU-rRNA from tricistronic rRNA transcript (SSU-rRNA, 5.8S rRNA, LSU-rRNA); ribosomal small subunit assembly; translation. The record is from RefSeq and is a predicted model, not a curated record. Bases 134 to 589 code for a protein of 151 amino acids.
GCGCCCCUUCGCCCCUCCGACCCUCUGAGCUUUCGGCGGCGGCGGCGCAGCACUCACGAUCUCAACCAGGCGCACUCUCCUCCUCCCCCUCGCCGUCGUCGUCGUCUCCGUUCCACCGCCGCUCCGCGCAACCAUGUCUUCGAAGAGGAAGACCAGGGAGCCCAAGGAGGAGAACGUCACCCUUGGACCGGCUGUCCGUGAGGGGGAGCAUGUCUUUGGCGUUGCUCACAUCUUUGCAUCCUUCAAUGACACCUUCAUUCAUGUCACUGACUUGUCUGGGAGGGAAACCCUGGUGCGGAUCACUGGUGGCAUGAAGGUCAAGGCUGAUCGUGAUGAAUCUUCACCCUACGCUGCUAUGCUUGCAUCUCAGGAUGUCGCUACCCGUUGCAAGGAGCUUGGUAUCACCGCACUGCACAUUAAGCUCCGUGCUACUGGAGGCAACAAGACCAAGACACCUGGACCUGGAGCUCAGUCUGCUCUCAGGGCUCUUGCUCGUUCUGGGAUGAAAAUCGGGCGCAUUGAGGACGUGACUCCAGUUCCCACUGACAGCACCCGCCGGAAGGGAGGAAGGAGGGGAAGGAGGCUGUAGGCUAUCUUUCAACUCUACUGGUGGCAAUCAAGAAACUUGCUCCUCUCUGGGUAGUCCUGCUGUUUCUAUGAAUGUCAAGAUGAGCUUUAAUUUUGCUCUGUUGAGGAUCAUUUACUGUUAGUCCAACUAUGAAUGUUGCGUGGAUCCUAUUUUUGGUUCAGAAACUCGGUAUUUAUGCGUAAAACUAGCUUUUCAGUGUAUGGAAAACCUUGAAAUGGAGUGAUAUCUUUGGUCA